This is a messenger RNA of Nilaparvata lugens (brown planthopper), 461 nucleotides long. RefSeq lists its product as uncharacterized. Bases 125 to 460 code for a protein of 111 amino acids. NCBI's taxonomy places the organism in Eukaryota, Metazoa, Arthropoda, Insecta, Hemiptera, Delphacidae. The transcript has 4 exons. The record is from RefSeq and is a predicted model, not a curated record.
CUGUGUGCAGUUUGUGGAGAAUCUCCCAAGUUUCAGAGUAAAGUUCUGCUUUUCUUCUGAAAAUACUCUCCAGUAGAGGGCAACGAAUUCGGGCGUUUUGAUACUAUCAAGUAUUCAUUCAACCAUGGAGGGAUACAAUUGGAGUUGCAAAACAUUCUUAUUGGCUUUGCUGCUGAUUAUUCCUGUUAUCAUUCAGAUCUCAGAAGGUAGAGACCCAGGAGGAAAUGGACGACCUGGUAGACGAUGCACCUGUAGAUUUUGCACGAAUCUAAAUCGAAUAUACGAUGGUCGACAUAGAAAAACUGAUAGUAGUACUAAGUUUGACUUCGACGUUUAUAACUUCAAUAAUAAGAGCCAAAAUAAUGAUAAUGAUUCCUUUGAUGGAAGAGACCUUGAAACAAUCCGUGAAUGCCCUCAGUUCACAAUACUGUGGGGAAGCGAGACUCUUGCAAGUAAGUAAA